AUGCCACAAGCGGAGGUGCUGUUGGUAGAAGUGGUGGUGUUGCUGGCAGAAGCGGUGGUGUUGCUGGCAGAAGCGGUGGUGUUGCUGGCAGAAGCGGUGGUGUUGCUGGCAGAAGCGGUGGUGUUGCUGGCAGAAGCGGUGGUGUUGCUGGCAGAAGCGGUGGUGUUGCUGGCAGAAGUAGUGUUGUUGCUGGCAGAAGCGGUGGUGUUGCUGGCAGAAGCGGUGGUGUUGCUGGCAGAAGCGGUGGUGUUGCUGGCAGAAGCGGUGGUGUUGCUGGCAGAAGCGGUGGUGUUGCUGGCAGAAGCGGUGGUGUUGCUGGCAGAAGCGGUGGUGUUGCUGGCAGAAGCGGUGGUGUUGCUGGCAGAAGCGGUGGUGUUGCUGGCCGAAGCUGUGGUGUUGCUGGCAGUAGCGGUGGUGUUGCUGGCAGCAAUGAUGCAGCGGGCGGACUUGACUGCCUUGCUGAGGGACGUGGACCUGGGCAUUGGGAGGCACCGGGAGAGUGCAAGGUCGCUAGUCAGGUGCAGUAUGAAGGAAUGCCGUUUCGGAGCAAAGAAGCAGAUAGAUGGAGAACGAAGGGCUCACCUCUGCUCGCCUUGCGCGAGAGUGUCCACCGUCUUCCCCGUGCACUUGGAACUGUUGAAGAACUGA
This is a messenger RNA of Closterium sp. Yama58-4, 648 nucleotides long. NCBI's taxonomy places the organism in Eukaryota, Viridiplantae, Streptophyta, Zygnematophyceae, Desmidiales, Closteriaceae. The record is from the annotation of a GenBank genome assembly.